AUGCCCUCGAUUCGAACCCCAAUCAUCAUGAUCUCAUAUGGAGGCAAAACAAACCAGUUCAAACAUCGAGACGGCGAGGUUAAGAACGAGGGCAACUUAAUUUGGACGUUCAAUCGCACACGACCCUUCUUUGUAUACAUGAACACUCGGUUUGCAAGACGCAUACAUACUUCCAAGAUGGCCCUUCCAAUCAGCAGUCCAUCACCGCGUUUAGAUCGAUUCGGACAGGCCAUGGAGUCACUUUAUGGGAGCUUCACCAACAUAGAAAACCCAGCGAAGUGGACACCACCCCCAAUGUCAGGAGGCCACCGCGGAAGAUACCUGUGGACAGAUGCCUUUGGGGUUAUCAACCUGAUCACGAUGCAUCGCGAGUAUAGGAGGUGUGGCAGUGGGACGGGAGAUGACAAUCGGUAUCUCAUAUUUGCAGACUCUCUUAUCCAAGAGGUUCAUGAAGUACUAGGUAGGCAGCGGGAUGGUCGGUCCCGACUGCCUGGGGCAACAGAUGCGAAUCCAUUGGGAGGUGGAUUGAGGAUUGGGAAGACAGAAGACUAUGGAUCAGAUGCCGAUGGACAAUAUCACCAUUACCUAACUGUGUGGAUGUUUGCAUUGAACCGGAUGGGUCGAGCGUCGGGUGAUGUGAAGUAUAAUCGAUUGGCUGUACAGUUGGCGAAAGCGAUUCACUCCAAGUUCUUCAUUGAUCGGGCGGCGGCAAAACCGAGGAUGAUAUGGAAAAUGGAUGUGAAUCUUUCAGAGCCGGUGGUGAAGUCGGAGGGAAACCUUGACCCAAUUGACGGGUAUGUUGUGUUUCGAAUCCUGCAAGCUUCAGCCAUAGAGGCAGGAGAUGGUGAGAUCCUGGCCGAGGAGAUCGGGGACUACAAACGCACUAUGGAUCGCAAAGGAGAACAUUUUGUCUCGAGCGAUACCCUGGAUUUGGGGAUGACACUCUGGACGGCACACUGGUUCUGCGCGACAGAGGACUGGGCUGCUGAUUUGACAAAGAAGUGUUUCGACCAAAUAUACAACCUCUUUGAAACCAAUAAAUACUUGGAGCGCAAUAUCAAGUUUAGGCUGGCCUUCCGUGAGUUCGGUGCCUCCAUGGGUAUCCAAUGUCAGGCUGAGAUACACGCGGAGAAAGAUCGCUCGGUCGAUCUCAAAUGCUACUCCGAUGCCAUCAUUGCUGCAUGGGAUCCAUAUAUGGAGUUGUCAAUAUCUGAUGGCUUGACACCGGAAGAUCUGAGGCCGAUCACGAGGGUGAUGUAUGCAGCUGCUUUGAUUCCUGGUGGUAAGUGA
This is a messenger RNA of Penicillium salamii, 1290 nucleotides long. The record is from the annotation of a GenBank genome assembly. NCBI's taxonomy places the organism in Eukaryota, Fungi, Ascomycota, Eurotiomycetes, Eurotiales, Aspergillaceae.